CGCCGGCUCUCUUGUGCGCAGGCGCAGUUGCGCUGGCGGCCUGGCGGCGGCGGCGAAAAAUGUCCCUGGGCUAGGCGCUCGCUCGCUCGCCUGGAGUGCGGCCGCCGCGGGGCCCGGGGGCCGGCACCUUCUCCAAGAGGGGCAGCGGGGAAGGAGAGAUGGCCGCAAGGUGGUUGCCGGCCCAGGUUCAGGCGUCUGUGACAUUCAGGGAUGUGGCUGUGCUCUUCAGCCGGGACGAGUGGCUGCGCCUGGACUCUGCGCAGAGAACCUUGUACCGGGAGGUGAUGCUGGAGAACUACAGCACCCUGGUCUCGCUGGGGAUUCUGUUUUCCAAACCAAAGGUGAUCUUCCAGUUACAGCAAGGGGAGGACCCCUGGAUGAUGGAAAAUGGAGUUUCUCAAGGCACGUGUCUGGGUUGGGAGAGCUUGUUUGAAACCACAGUUUCCAAAGAAGAAAAUCAGGAAAUAAUGAAUAAACUUAUAGAUGAUGGUCCUUGUGACUUCAAGUUGGGAAAAACCUACAUAAAUGAGGACAAGCUAGAGAAGCAACAAGGUAAAAAGAACAAACCUUUCAGGAAAGUCUUAGUUACCAUCCAAAAACCCUACAUGAAAGAGAGGAGCUUUACAGGUAUUGAACUGGGGAAAAAUCUUGAACUAAAAGCAUCACUUACUAGAAGACCCAGAAUCCUUUCUAGAGGAAGGAAACCCCAUUCACAGCAGUAUACAAUUCUAUUUAAACAACUGGGCAUCAACACAGUGCGUAAAUGUUACAAAUGUAACAUCUGUGGGAAAAUCUUCCUCCACAGUUCUUCCCUGAGUAAACAUCAGAGAAUCCAUACUGGAGAGAAGCUCUAUAAAUGCAAGGAAUGUAGGAAAGCUUUCAGCCAAAGCUCAUCUCUAACUCAGCACCUGAGAGUUCAUACUGGAGAGAAACCUUAUAUAUGUAGUGAAUGUGGAAAAGCCUUCAGUUUCACUACAUCUCUCAUAGGACAUCAGAGAAUGCAUACUGGAGAGAGACCCUAUAAAUGUAAUGAAUGUGGAAAAACAUUUAAAGGUAGUUCAUCUCUUAAUAAUCACCAGCGAAUUCACACAGGAGAAAAGCCCUAUAAGUGUAAUGAAUGUGGGAGAGCUUUUAGCCAGUGUUCAUCUCUUAUUCAACAUCAUAGAAUUCAUACUGGAGAGAAACCAUAUGAAUGCAGUCAGUGUGGGAAAGCCUUUACUUCAAUAUCACGGCUAAGUAGACACCAUAGAAUUCAUACUGGAGAGAAACCCUUUCAUUGUAAUGAGUGUGGAAAAGUGUUCAGUUACCACUCAGCCCUUAUUAUACAUCAGAGAAUUCACACUGGCGAGAAACCUUAUGCAUGUAAAGAAUGUGGGAAAGCCUUCAGCCAAAGCUCUGCUCUUAUACAACAUCAAAGAAUUCAUACUGGAGAAAAACCCUACAAAUGUAAUGAGUGUGGGAAAGCUUUCUCUUGGAUUUCACGGCUUAAUAUACACAACAGAAUUCAUACUGGGGAGAAACCAUAUAAUUGUAAAGAAUGUGGAAAAGCCUUCAGUUCCCACUCAGCAGUUAAUACUCAUCGAAAAAUUCAUACUGGAGAAAAACCUUAUAAAUGUAAUGACUGUGAAAAAGCCUUCAACCAAAGCUCAGCUCUGAUUCAGCACCAGAGAAUUCACACUGGGGAAAAACCAUUUAAUUGUAAAGUAUGUGGGAAAGCCUUCAGACAAAGUUCAUCCCUAAUGACACACAUGAGAAUUCAUACAGGAGAAAAGCCUUAUAAAUGUAAAGAAUGUGGGAAAGCUUUUAGCCAGAGCUCAUCCCUAACUAAUCACCAGAGAAUUCAUACGGGCGAGAAACCCUACAAAUGUAAUGAGUGUGGGAAAAGCUUUAGCCACCGAUCAUCCCUUCUUGCCCACCAGAGAAUUCAUACUGGAGAGAAACCUUACAAAUGUAAUGAGUGUGAGAAAGCAUUUAGCAGCAGUUCAACCCUUAUCAAACAUCUGAGAGUGCAUACUGGAGAGAAACCCUAUCGGUGUAAGGAAUGUGGGAAAGCCUUUAGCCAGUGCUCAACCCUCACUGUCCAUCAGAGGAUUCAUACUGGAGAGAAGCUCUAUAAAUGUGGUGAGUGUGAGAAGGCCUUCAGUUGUAGAGCAAAACUUCACAGACACCAAAGAACCCAUACUGGUGAGAAACCCUAUAAAUGUGUUGACUGUGGGAAAGGCUACAGCCAGUGUACAUCCCUGGCUGAGCACCAGAGGCUUCACACUGGAGAACAAGUGUGUAAAUGCUUGGAAUGUGGGAGAACUUUCACACGCAUCUCAACCCUUUUUGAACAUCAGCGAAUUCAUACUGGACAGAAACCCUAUCAAUGUAAUGAGUGUGGGAAAACCUUCAACCAGUAUUCGUCUUUUAAUGAACAUCGGAAAAUGCAUACUGGGGAGAAACUUUAUACAUGUGGACAGUGUGGGAAAGCCUUUGGUUGCAAAUCCAACCUUUAUAGGCAUCAGAGGAUUCACACUGGAGAGAAACCCUAUCAGUGUAAUCAGUGUGGAAAAGCUUUCAGUCAGUAUUCAUUUCUGACGGAACAUGAGAGAAUCCAUACUGGAGAGAAACUCUAUAAAUGUAUGGAAUGUGGGAAAGCCUACAGUUACAGAUCAAACCUUUGUAGACACAAAAAAGUUCACAAUAAAGAAAAACUCUAUAAAUGGAAGGAAUAUGGGAUCAGAGAUUUCUUAGAGGAGAUAAGCCAUGUGAGGUUUAAUUCGUCUCUCAAAUAAUUCAAGACUUCUCAUUGGAGAAUAAUCAGGAGAAUAGUAAAUAGGGCACAGACUCCUGAUAGAUUGUCUUUUUUUAUUUCUCCUGGAGAAAAUAUGCUAGUUACCACUAAGUAGUGGUGAAAUUGAUCAGUGAAAAUAUGAAGAGCACUGAUCCCAAAUUUUAUAAGAACUAUUAAAUUCUAAGGUUUCUAAAAACAAAGAUUUCUAAAUUCAUAGAAAAAAUGUAACAGGCCUAACUUUUAAAAAAAACGUGAAAGUAAUGGAAUAUGUUUUGUUUCUUUCAUUAGACUUUAUUCCCUAAGAGUAAGCUUCAAUAUGAAUUUUCUUUUAAAAACAGUCAUUGAGUUAUUAAUAAGGUGAAUAAGUGUGGGGCCUUAUUUUCUAAAGUGGCAGGCAGACAUGACAUACUUUUUUGUAAAGAGAAGUUAAAGAUAAAAGGCAUUUUUUAAAUGCAGAUUUUCACAUGGAAAUUAUUAAGCUCAGUUUUUGUGAACUGCCUCACCAGCAAGUUAUAUAUAAAUAUACAUAUGUACACAUGUAUGUGUGUAUACAUAUAUACAUGCAGUUUUGGAAUAUAUGUAUGUUUUUUCCAAAAGUCUUUGAUGAUUAAAAAAUGUGGUUCUAUGAUUUAGAAUUUAGUUUUGAAAGUUAAAAUUUGCCCAAAUGGAGUCUCUCUUCCUUUUCCUUUCCUACAUUAUUUUUUAAUUUGAUGGGAUUCUACAUACUGAACAGAGUCUUGUUAUGGUGUUCUGGAAGGUGCGGUAAACUGAAGCACUCACUGCAAGUGCUCUGUUCUCUGCUGCAGGAGGCCCAUCUGCAGAAGCUGACUGUGCGCCUGGUGGCUCAGAGCCAGGAGAGAUUUUAGUAGCCUUUCAUUUUACUACUGGGGAAUUUGAGCUUCUUGGGCAGAGUCAAGACUGGAAUCUAGGUCUUCACCUUUGGUUUUCUGUGAUAAUUAUAGGUUCAUUUCCAACCUCGGGUCCUAAGAGUACUAUUGUUUUGUAAACUGGUUAGGCACAAUUGCAGUAAUUUAAUCAGUUUAUUUUUAUGUGUGACAUGUUCCCCCCUCACUUUAAUCUUAAUCAUUGACUUAUAAUCACGUUCUUCCUUUUUCUGAUGUGUCCCUAAUUAUACCUACUUUUGUAAUAACUGUACAUAAAUCCUCCAACCCAGCCGAAGUCCAGAUGCUGAAAUUGCUUUAGGGGGUUUCACAUACAGCAUUACCUUUUUAUUUGUUUUCAUUACACAUCUUUUAGGAAUUCUUUUGUGUAAAGUAUAUAUAAAUAUUAUUAUUAAACAUUCUAGCCAUCAGUUUAAAUUGGUUAUCCAAACAUUUUCCAUGUUUUCAUGAAAGAUUUCAUUUUCCCCCUGGGCCUACUUCCUCCAGUUUUAUAUUUCAUUUUCAUGAUUGGUAUCCUUUAGAAAAUUGUCCUAAUAAGCUUGAACCUUCUACCAGAGAAAGGUUUUAGAAUUAAGUAUUCAGCAUGGUAUAUCUCUUGCCUUGUCUUAGCUCAUUAGCAAGUAUCUUUUAAAUAUAUUUAAGUAUAUUUACAAGGACAAUGAAGCUUUGAAACAUCUCAAUAUUUAACAUUGUCCAGAGCCAUUUGCAAGAUAUUCUGGAUAAAAACAUGUUUGGUUACCCAACAGCAGUGACCACGCUUAGACCCAGAUUUUGGUUUCUAAAUGCCAUUCCCCACUAAAGGGAACAAGGACUCCUGGGAGAAGUGGCUGAUUCCAUAUUUGAAGCAGGGAAUGUGUGAGGUGUGCCUGGAAUACCUUUUUAUGAAACAAAACAAAAAAAGAUAGCACUUGAAGACUAAAAGGAAAACGUCAGAAGGACAUGAGAGCCAACUUGAAGGUGCUCCGACUGGUCAAAUUUAGGACAAUUAAACAUCAAAAAGAAUAAUUAGUAAUUGCUUAUAACAUGGUAAGUAAAAAUAAAAUAAACAAACCCAUAAUGAAAAAAUAGAGAAAAAAGGAAAGCUCUUUAUAAACUUCUUUGAAGACUGCCAUCUUUUAACUGUACAUGGAAUGGUAGAUUUAGAAAAAUCACCAUUUUACAACCCUUAAUGUAAUUAAAUCAGGCACAUUCAAUGGAUGGUAAAACCCAUUAGGUGAAAAAAAAUUAAGGAUCAUCAUUUACAUGGUGUCAAAACAUCAGAGAUACUGACUGCAAAGGAGAGAUGUGCCUUUGUGGUGGGGCAACCCUGACAUGUGAUUCCUGAUGAGAUGCAAUAUGAAGUGCACGAUCGCCUGGGAUGUAUUCUUGCCAAAAAUGUUCAACGAAAAUCUAAUGAAAUCUCUUAUCUGGACUUAUCUUCCUGUUACAAAAAACACAUGGAAUAGAGGAACAAGUUGAAUUAUACGGUGAGGAAAUAGACAAACACAGAGUUUGAAACAUUGGACAUGACAACUGUUCUGGACUUUUCAAAAAGCCAGUUGUAAUAAAACAAGUGGAGUCUUGUAGAUUGAGACACUCGAGAGACAUUACCAAAUCCAAGGGGUGAUCCUUAAUUGGCUUCUGAUUGAGAAAAGUUAAAACAACUAUAAAAUACAUUUUGGGGGACACUUGGGGGAAUAUGAGGAUGGAAGGGGUAUUAGAUAAUGUGGUAUGUUUAAUUUUCUUAGCAGUGAUAAUGGUAUGGAGCUAUAUAGGGCAAUGCCUUUAUUCUUAGGAGGUGCAUGCAAAAGUUUUCAAGUUUGAAAAGUGAUGAUAUUUGCAGCAUAUUUUCAAAUAAAAAUGUCAAAACUUA
Equus quagga is the source of this 5530-nucleotide messenger RNA. RefSeq names its product zinc finger protein 879 (gene ZNF879). Gene Ontology annotation, biological process: regulation of transcription by RNA polymerase II. The transcript is spliced from 6 exons. Gene Ontology annotation, molecular function: RNA polymerase II cis-regulatory region sequence-specific DNA binding; DNA-binding transcription factor activity, RNA polymerase II-specific. The record is from RefSeq and is a predicted model, not a curated record. Bases 159 to 2777 code for a protein of 872 amino acids. Lineage: Eukaryota; Metazoa; Chordata; Mammalia; Perissodactyla; Equidae.